This is a messenger RNA of Gastrolobium bilobum, 3618 nucleotides long. RefSeq names its product SNF2 domain-containing protein CLASSY 1-like. The record is from RefSeq and is a predicted model, not a curated record. Lineage: Eukaryota; Viridiplantae; Streptophyta; Magnoliopsida; Fabales; Fabaceae. The coding region runs from base 1 to 3618 and encodes 1205 amino acids. The transcript is spliced from 5 exons. Gene Ontology annotation, molecular function: ATP-dependent chromatin remodeler activity; ATP binding. Gene Ontology annotation, biological process: gene silencing by siRNA-directed DNA methylation.
AUGACGCAAAGAAAAAGACAUUUGCAUCAAUGGAAGCACCCAUUCGAUUCUUAUGCCUUCGAGGCAUUUGUGUUUGGCUCAUGGCAAGCUGUGGAGUUCAUAAAAAUUGAGUCAGGAACUCUUACCAUACAUUUUAUGGAUAAUCACCAUAUGACCAUUGAAAAAGGCUUUGCAGACAUUCGGAUAAGGUCAAGGAAAGCUUCUUCAUCAGAUUGCUCUUGCUUUUUACGACCUGGGAUUGACAUAUGUGUGCUAUCACCCUCUCAAUGUAGUGAUGAUUCAGAUGAUUUUAUUGAUAAUCCUGUGUGGGCUGAUGCUAAAAUAAAUUCCAUACAGAGAAAAUCCCACGAAUCUGGGUGCUCAUGUCAAUACUAUGUGAACUUGUAUGAUAAUCAAGGUUUCCUUGGUACACAGAAAGGAACUCUUAGUAAGGAGGUUAAAGUUGUUGAAAGAAAUCAAAUAUCCAUCCUCCAAAAGCUUGAACGUGAUAGUUGUGAAGAUCAGUACUAUCGAUGGGCUUCAUCUGAAGACUGUUCCACAGUAUCAUCACAACCUAAACUGAUUUCAGGAAAUUUUCUAUCCGAUCUUUCAUGGUUAGUUGUUGCUUCUGUUUUAACGAAGGUUUCAUUCUGUGCACGAUCUGUGAAAAACAAGAUUGUGUAUCAAGUUUUGGGAAAUGAUGAUACUAUUUGCUCUUCAUCAAACACAAAUUCUCAUAUAAAUGUGGUGAACUUCAAAGUAAAAGAUGGCAUAUUAGAACCCUUUGUUACUAAAGUUGAUACAUCUGACACCAAAAGCAUUGGCUGCAAUGCACAUGAUUCCCAUGAAGAUGAAGUGACACCACAAUCUUAUGAAGCUGAAGGCUUACGACGUUCCAAACGUCGCAACACACAACCUGAUCGUUACCUUGGUUGUGAUGUUUCAGAGUUGGAUGUUGAUUAUGUUCAAACCAGGCCAUACAAGAAAAGAAAAGGGAAAGAUGAUGAAGAGCCAUUGCCAUUAGCAAUUGCAACUGGUUUAUUUGAAAACUGUCCUAAAGAGGUCGAUAAGGUGAGUUCUUCUAAGGAGCUUAGAGUGUACCAUAGGAAGAAGAAAAGGAAGGAAGUAAAUUCAGGUGAUGCAAAUCAAAAUGAGAACCAAACUAGGGACCAUAAGGUUCAGAGGAAGGAUGUGUCUGAAUUUGAUGAUAUGGAUAUUGAACCAAGAUGGGAAGGGUUAAAUUCAAAAAAAGGUGUGGAAGAUAAAAAGUAUCAUUCAAUGAAUACAACAAGCAGAAAUCAUUAUGUAGAAAGAGCUUAUAAAGACAGAACCUUAAAUGCUGAUGUUUACAAGGAAAUCAUAGACUCACACUUGAAGAACAUGAAUAAGAUACCAAUUGUGGAAGAGCCAAGUAUUAAGGAGAAGUGGACGGAAACAAGUUGCUUCGGGAAAGAGAAGGAAGCUGAAACAUCUGAAGGAGAGGCUGAGGAAGAACUCUCUGAAAUGGAUAUGUUAUGGAGAGAAAUGGAUAUGGCAUUGGCAUCAAGUUAUCUUGAAGAAACAGAGGGUUCAAAUGCUGCCAAUCUUGCUGAGAAAGUGGAAAAACCAAAUGAAACUUGUCAACACGAUAAUAGAUUGGAUGAACAGAUUGGAAUUUACUGCCUCAAAUGUGGCUAUGUGACUACUGAGAUAAGAAAUAUUUCAGCACCCUUUGUAAGUCAAGUAGAACGUCGAGGAUGGUACCGAGGGGAAAAGCAAUGCAUUGAAGAAGAGUCAGAACCAAAGGCUGAUAAUGAUGAUGAUUUCAAUCUGUUCUCGACUCAUGCUUCUCGUGAUGAACCUAUAUCUGAAGAAAAUCAAAACGUUUGGUCAUUGAUUCCUGAACUUAAAGAAAAGAUGCAUGUCCACCAGAAGAAAGCCUUUGAAUUUCUUUGGCAAAAUAUUGCAGGGUCUAUGAAACCAGCACUUGUGGAAUCAGAAUCCAAAAGAAGAGGUGGUUGUGUGAUAUCUCACGCUCCUGGAGCUGGAAAAACUCUUACCAUUAUUGCUUUUCUUGCUAGCUAUUUGAAGUUAUUCCCAUGGAAGAGACCUCUGAUCCUUGCUCCAAAAACUAUACUAUAUACUUGGCACAAAGAAUUUAUCAAAUGGAAGGUUUCUUUACCAGUGUAUAUGAUUCAUAGUCGUAGAAGCCAGAGAGACUUCAAUGACCAAUCAAUGGUUCUUCCUGGAAUUCCAAAGCCCACUAAUGAUGUCAAGCAUGUUUUGGAUUCAUUGGAUAAGAUACAAAAGUGGCAUGCACACCCCAGUGUUCUAGUCAUGGGCUAUACUUCAUUUUUAUCAUUGACGCGAGAGAAUUCAAAGUUUGCACACAGAAAGUAUAUGGCUAAAGUAUUGAGGGAAAGCCCUGGGAUCCUGAUACUAGAUGAAGGGCACAAUCCUAGAAGCACUAAAUCAAGGUUGAGGAAAGCUUUGAUGAAAGUAGAGACAAAACUGAGAAUAGUACUUUCGGGUACAUUGUUUCAGAACAAUUUCUGUGAAUACUUUAACACACUUUGCAUGGCAAGACCAAAGUUUGUUCACGAAGUGCUGAAAGAAUUAGACCCUAAAUAUAGGAGGGGAAGUAAAACAGCAGAGAAAGCACCACAUUUACUAGAGUCAAGGGCUAGGAAAUUCUUCUUAGAUAACAUUGCUAAGAGAAUUGACUCAUAUACUGGUGAGGUGAGGAUGCAGGGUCUAAGCAUGUUGAGGAAACUAACAAAUAGUUUCAUAGAUGUUUAUGAUAGUGGGAAUUCUGACAAUCUUCCUGGUUUGCAACUUUACACGUUGUUAAUGAAUACAACUGAUAUUCAGCAUGAGAUUCUGCAGACACUGCACGAGAAAACGGCUGUGCUCAAGGGAUACCCUCUGGAGAUAGAGCUUUUGAUAACACUUGGAUCAAUACAUCCAUGGUUAGUCAAAACAGCGACAUGGGCUGAUAAGUUUUUCACUCCUCAGCAAAUGAAGCAACUAGAUAAAUGCAAGUUAGAUUUCAAAAUGGGGUCAAAGCUAAGAUUUGUUUUGAACCUUGUAUUUCGUGUUAUCCAGAAGGAGAAGGUUCUUAUCUUUUGCCACAACCAUGCACCUGUGAAGUUAUUAGUAGAACUAUUUGAGAAGAUCUUCAAAUGGAAAAAGGGUAGAGAAAUUUUGGUACUUAAUGGGGAGCAAGAGCUCUUUGAACGUGGGAAAGUGAUAGAAAAGUUUGAGGAAAAUGGUGGAAUAUCAAAGAUACUUCUUGCUUCAAUUACAGCUUGUGGUGAAGGUAUUAGUCUAACAGCAGCUUCUAGAGUGAUUAUGUUGGACUCAGAGUGGAAUCCAUCAAAAACUAAGCAAGCUAUUGCAAGGGCUUUUCGUCCUGGUCAGCAAAAAAUGGUUUAUGUGUAUCAGCUCUUGACAAAAGGCACAUUGGAGGAAGAUAAGUACAGAAGAACCACUUGGAAAGAGUGGGUUUCAAGCAUGAUUUUCAGUGAGGCUUUUGUGGAAGAUCCUUCCAAAUGGCAAGCACAGAAGAUUGAAGAUGAUAUACUAAGGGAAAUGGUUGAGGAGGACAACUCUAAAUCGAUCCAUAUGAUAAUGAAGAAUGAAAAGGCUUCAACAAACUGA